UGUGCGGCCAUAAGUCCCAUUUCCAAAAAGUCAAAACCAAAAUAGACAUCCUGCUCCUCUACCUGUCUAGUGUCUACCCUUGUAAGAUACGUUUGGAUAAAGCCAAUAAUCAAGUAUAGGAAGAAAAAAAAUUCUUUGAAUAAAGUUAUUUUUAUAAGAUAUUUUCAUAAGCCAAAUAGAAUAGCAGAAUAUGAAUAUCUACUAAAAUAAAAUAUCAGCAUCCAAAGCAUAAGUUUUACCAACAACAGAGAGCCAGAGAAUACAACUGCAGAGCAUAGACCCAAUCCCCAAUUUUCUUCCACAAUAAGAAACUCCUCUUCCUGUGUUAUAUUAAGUCCUUGAACAUUUUCAUCCUUGCAUGUUCUUUUUCUGCAUAGCAAAAGCUUUGGUUUACAGUAACAAGGAAAUCAUUAUCAACCUGAGACCAAAAAAGAAAAAAGGUUAACGGCAGCAAUCAGUGGAGAGUGGAGACAUGGUUUUACUAAUAAUUUACUAUUAGAAUUUAGAACCCACCGUAAUCAUUUCCUCCUUCAUUUUUCCCUUUUCAUCCAAAAAAAAAAAACAGAGAAAAGAGAACAGAGAAAAAAUGAAAUCCAACACCUCAACACUACUCUCUUGAUCAGAUAUGUCAACCACCCAUACCCAAACACGCCACCAUGGCCUUCUCGCCGCGAUGCUGCUCUUCCUCCACCUGCUCCUUCCGCCGCCUCAUACCGCCGCGCAGGCCGUUAACUCGCUGCCGCCUCCGCCGCCAGAUGCCAUCUCCAAGGUGAAGUUCGACAAGUCCAUGGCCGUCGUCCUGGUCAUCCUCGUCAUCGUGUUCUUCGCCCUCGGCUUCCUCUCCGUGUACACGCGCCAGUGCGCGGAGCGUAGGAUGAGAGCGAGGUUCGACCUCACGUUCCCCCUCGCCGGAAGCCACCGCCGGCAGCGUGGUUUGGACCGGGAGAUCAUCGAGACGUUCCCGACGUUUGUUUACUCCGCCGUGAAGACACAGAAGAUAGGUCGUGCCACGCUAGAAUGCGCCGUGUGCCUCAACGAGUUCAACGACGACGAAACGCUGCGUUUAAUUCCAAAGUGCAGCCACGUGUUCCACCCUGAUUGCAUUGACGCAUGGCUCGCUAACCACUCUACCUGCCCCGUUUGCCGCGCCAACCUCUUCCCCUCCGACAACAACAAUAACGAUAACGGCACCUUCGUUGCCGUUCAGAUCCCUGAUCCUGAGUCCAACGGUUCACAUAGAUCCGAAAUUGCACAGAUUAAUAACGGUAACGAUAACGGCGGAGGAGGAACGGCAACGGUAACGGAGUCUCCGAAGAUGGAUAGUUCAGUUAAUCAGAGGCGUACGCCGUUACGGUCAUGGUCAACGGGGUUUAGGAUUGGGAAUUUGUUUCCAAGGUCGCACUCGACGGGUCACUCGCUGGUCCAACCGGGGGAAAGCUUGGAGCGGUUUACGCUGAGGCUGCCGGAGGAGGUGCGAAACCGGCUGCUUAUGAGUUCGACGCCAUGUCAGACGACAAGCAACGGCGGCGCGGCGUUCUCUCGAGAGAGCAGCGUGAGGAGAGGGUUUAGAACCCGGAGUGUGGGUCCCGGGAGGGGCUACUUGCAGUAUGAACGGUUUGGCGGGGUGGAGCGGCGAGGGUUCAAUUGGACGCCGGCGUUUUUUAGUAGGGCCAGUUCUACCCGGUCUCCGGGGAACGGUUCGACGGCGGAGGAGAAGAAGGAGGUGGCGGUGGAAAUUGGUGAACGGUCUUCGGAUCGGUUAUUUGCAGGUGGUGAGAGUUAGGUAUUUGUUUAGGUUUCUAAUUUAGGUAAUUUGGUUGGUUGGUUGGAGUUGAAGGCGAUUGUCAAUUAGCUUCAUUUUCACACUACAAUUUUAUUUUUACUUUUACUUUUACUUUUACUUUUACCAAUGUGUCAAAGCAUACAAGAUCAGAUAUAUACACACAAAAUGCUACAUAGAGAUUCAUCCAAA
This is a messenger RNA of Arachis duranensis, 1972 nucleotides long. Its product is annotated as RING-H2 finger protein ATL11. Bases 626 to 1783 code for a protein of 385 amino acids. The transcript has a single exon. NCBI's taxonomy places the organism in Eukaryota, Viridiplantae, Streptophyta, Magnoliopsida, Fabales, Fabaceae. The record is from RefSeq and is a predicted model, not a curated record.